Messenger RNA from Amaranthus tricolor (Joseph's coat), 2890 nucleotides. Its product is annotated as elongation factor 2-like. Gene Ontology annotation, molecular function: GTP binding; translation elongation factor activity; GTPase activity. The record is from RefSeq and is a predicted model, not a curated record. Gene Ontology annotation, cellular component: ribonucleoprotein complex; cytosol. NCBI's taxonomy places the organism in Eukaryota, Viridiplantae, Streptophyta, Magnoliopsida, Caryophyllales, Amaranthaceae. Bases 184 to 2715 code for a protein of 843 amino acids. The transcript is spliced from 4 exons. Gene Ontology annotation, biological process: translational elongation.
UCAAUUGCUAGGGUUUUUGAGCCGCUAUAAAGCCUUGUGAAGAGAUCAUAUCCCCAUUCUUUCAUUUCCAUAUAAUCUCUCUCGGCGGCUCGAUUUUUCAUUUUCAGGGUUCGUUGAAGUUUAACUUCGAAGUCCCUUUGAUAUAUUGGCUUAAAUAGCCUGUGUAUUUGAAGAGCAGCCAAAAUGGUGAAGUUUACAGCAGAAGAGCUCCGUGCAAUCAUGGACCGCAAACAUAACAUUCGUAACAUGUCUGUCAUUGCUCAUGUGGAUCAUGGAAAAUCCACAUUGACUGAUUCUUUGGUGGCUGCUGCUGGUAUUAUUGCCCAAGAAGUGGCGGGUGAUGUACGAAUGACUGAUACCCGUGCUGAUGAAGCUGAACGUGGUAUCACCAUUAAGUCCACUGGGAUUUCUCUGUACUAUGAGAUGUCUGAUGAAUCUUUGAAGAAUUUUAAGGGAGAGCGUAAGGGCAACGAAUAUCUCAUCAACCUUAUCGAUUCCCCUGGACACGUCGACUUUUCAUCAGAGGUCACAGCUGCCCUUCGUAUUACUGAUGGUGCCCUUGUCGUGGUUGAUUGUAUCGAGGGUGUCUGUGUCCAGACAGAGACUGUCCUUCGUCAGGCUCUUGGUGAGAGAAUCAGGCCUGUCCUUACUGUGAACAAGAUGGACCGAUGCUUCCUUGAGCUUCAGGUUGAGGGAGAGGAGGCUUACACAACAUUCCAGAAGGUUAUUGAGAAUGCAAAUGUCAUCAUGGCUACCUAUGAGGAUCCACUUCUAGGUGAUGUCCAAGUUUACCCUGAGAAAGGAACUGUUGCUUUCUCAGCUGGUCUCCACGGGUGGGCAUUUACUCUCACUAACUUUGCUAAGAUGUAUGCCUCCAAGUUUGGUGUUGAUGAGGCCAAGAUGAUGGAGCGUCUUUGGGGUGAGAACUACUUUGACCCAGCUACCAAGAAGUGGACCACCAAGAACACUGGUUCUGCUACAUGUAAGCGUGGGUUUGUUCAGUUUUGUUAUGAGCCGAUCAAGCAGAUCAUUGCUACUUGCAUGAAUGAUCAAAAAGAUAAGUUGUGGCCUAUGUUGACCAAGCUUGGAGUCCAGUUGAAGACUGAAGAGAAAGAAUUGAUGGGAAAGGCAUUGAUGAAGCGUGUCAUGCAGACCUGGCUUCCAGCUAGCACUGCUUUGCUUGAAAUGAUGAUUUAUCAUUUGCCAUCCCCAGCAACAGCUCAGAGAUAUCGUGUGGAGAACUUGUAUGAAGGGCCUAUGGAUGAUCCCUAUGCUACAGCCAUUAGGAACUGUGAUCCUGAAGGUCCUCUGAUGCUUUACGUGUCAAAAAUGAUUCCUGCUUCUGAUAAGGGUAGGUUCUUUGCAUUCGGUCGUGUAUUUUCUGGUAAGGUUUCCACUGGUUUGAAGGUCAGGAUUAUGGGACCCAAUUAUGUUCCUGGUGAGAAGAAGGAUCUUUACGUCAAGAAUGUCCAGAGAACUGUCAUUUGGAUGGGGAAGAAGCAAGAAACUGUUGAGGAUGUUCCUUGUGGUAACACUGUUGCCAUGGUCGGUUUGGAUCAGUUUAUCACAAAAAAUGCCACCCUCACAAAUGAGAAGGAAACUGAUGCACACCCAAUUCGUGCCAUGAAGUUUUCUGUCUCUCCCGUUGUCCGUGUUGCCGUACAAUGUAAGGUUGCAUCUGAUCUUCCCAAGCUUGUUGAAGGUCUCAAACGUCUGGCCAAGUCAGAUCCUAUGGUUGUCUGUACCAUCGAGGAAUCUGGCGAGCACAUUAUUGCUGGAGCUGGUGAGCUUCAUCUUGAGAUCUGUUUGAAGGAUCUUCAAGAAGACUUCAUGGGAGGUGCUGAAAUCAUUAAGUCUGAUCCUGUUGUGUCCUUCCGUGAAACUGUCCUUGAGAGGUCUUGUCGCACUGUGAUGAGCAAGUCUCCCAACAAGCACAACCGUCUUUACAUGGAAGCUCGCCCUAUGGAAGACGGGCUUGCUGAGGCUAUUGAUGAUGGCCGAAUUGGCCCUAGGGAUGACCCAAAGAACCGCUCCAAGAUCCUUGCUGAGGAAUUUGGUUGGGAUAAGGAUCUUGCAAAGAAAAUCUGGUGUUUUGGUCCAGAAACCACCGGGCCUAACAUGGUGGUUGAUAUGUGUAAGGGAGUUCAGUACCUUAAUGAAAUUAAGGACUCAGUUGUUGCUGGUUUCCAAUGGGCCUCAAAGGAAGGUGCUUUGGCGGAAGAGAAUAUGAGAGGCAUCUGCUUUGAAGUUUGUGAUGUGGUUCUCCAUGCCGAUGCCAUCCAUCGUGGAGGUGGUCAGAUUAUCCCAACUGCUAGGAGAGUCUUUUAUGCUUCUCAGCUUACUGCUAAGCCCAGAUUGUUGGAACCAGUGUACCUUGUCGAGAUCCAAGCCCCCGAACAAGCUCUUGGUGGUAUCUACAGUGUUCUGAACCAGAAGCGUGGACAUGUGUUUGAAGAGAUGCAGAGGCCAGGGACCCCACUCUACAACAUCAAAGCAUACCUCCCUGUCGUUGAAUCUUUUGGGUUUUCAGGUACAUUGAGAGCUGCUACAUCCGGUCAGGCCUUCCCACAAUGUGUGUUUGAUCACUGGGAGAUGAUGGCGUCCGAUCCCCUUGAGGCUGGUUCACAAGCUUCUACCCUUGUGGCUAAUAUCCGUAAGAGGAAGGGGUUGAAAGAGCAAAUGACCCCGCUUUCCGAGUUUGAAGACAAACUAUAAGUUAUUUUCUGAAACGAACUUGUUUUUUUGUUUUGUUUUUUUGGUAAGUUAUUAUUCCAUCUUUUUCCCCUUUAAUUUUUUUUAAAAAAACUGGUUUAAUAUGCUGAGGACCUGUAAUCCUGUUGGAACUUUUGAACAUUGUAGUUUUGCCUUCUAAUUGUUUGCACUUAAAACA